CGCCGCCGUUUUUCUUCCACUGUGUCCCAACAUGUCUCUGCUAACCGGAACAUCUAUGUUCCACCUCAAACGAAGAGCUUUUAGUCAUUUUAGGAGCACAAAUGUGCAGAAAAGUGUCGGCGAGCCGCACUCGGUCACCGUGUGUCUGACAGCUUGGAAGCCUCCUGGAAGCGAGAGACAAAGAGCUGGAAGCCGAACAUGAGCCGAGUGUGGAGGGACACGUAUGACGUCGUCGUGGCACCGACCGUGGAGUGUGAAAAGGUUGAUUUUGUGCAUAUUUUGUGUCCAAAACGUGUCAGAAAAAACACAAAUGUAGCGGCGGCAGGCCAGCGCGAUGUGUUGCCUCUUUACGGUUCUCAUGGUGUCUAUAACCCCCGCCUCCUGCGUUCAGCUCGGAUAUUUUGAGACAAACAGACGCAGAAACAUGGCAGAAGAAGCUCCAGCAGCUGCACCGGCUAAAGCUCCGGCUAAAGCCCCGAAGAAGAAGGCUUCCAGGCCCAAGCAGGAUGGACCAAGCCUCCCGAAGCUCAUCGUCGCCGCUGUGGCCGAGUCUAAAGAGCGGAAGGGGAUCUCUCUGGCUGCAAUCAAGAAGGUUCUGGGGUCCAAAAAUAUGGAUGUGGCCAAGGCAAACAAACGCAUCAACACCGCUAUCACCAAGCUGGUGACUAAGGGGGUUCUGAGCCAGACUAAGGGCACCGGAGCCUCUGGCUCCUUCAAGCUCGCCAAGAAGGAGCCCAAAGUCUCCAAACCGGUCAAGAAGGUCAGCAAGAAGAAGGCUCCUGUCAAAGCCAAGAAACCCACUCCAGCUAAAGCUAAGAAACCUGUGGCGGCCAAGAAGGCACCAGCUAAGAAGACAUCGGUCAAGAGAUCCCCGAAGAAGGCAGCACCCAAGAAAGCUGUCAAAAAGGCACCGAAAAAGAGCCCCAAGAAGCCUGCAGCAAAGAAGCCCAAACCUGCAGCCAAGAAGCCUGCAGCAAAGAAAAGUGCAGCCAAGAAGCCCAAAGCUAAGAAAGCUGUCAAGAAGUGAAGCUGCUUCAUCUCCACUCACUCAUCACCAAAGGCUCUUUUCAGAGCCACCACAGCCUCCACUAAAGAGCUGCUGCCUCAUUACAUCAACACUCAUCACUGCUCUCAUUUUAAUGGAAACACUAAGUUCAGCUCAAAACUUCAACACUAAAAUAGUAGAUUUGCAUCGGCCUGUUAAAAAACAACUGGCUGUUGAUAUUGUACUGGAUAGAUUCCACUUGUUCAUAAAAAUUAACUAAAAUGUAAUCAGUUUGGAGCUGAGAAUGGGAAGUAUAAAUAUUUUGAGAUCAGUUUACUACCAUUUUCAAUAUAACUAUUUUAUAGUUUAAGCAUAAUUUGUUAUUCCAUGAUGUUGUGUAAAUUGCUUAUGCCUUAGAUAAUGUUCACCCUUUUUAAAGGAGCAGGACUGAGGAGGCACUAUUUACUGGUAGUUAAUAUUCUUUGUUAAAAAGAACAGACUAAAAUAUGAAUGUUAAAUUUGACAUGUUUUCAAUAGCCAUAAUACUGUACUGUAAACACAUAGUUGAACUCAAAAGAAAAUUGUCUACUUGCACUACUACUAAUAAACAAUUAGUUCAAACUGACA
This is a messenger RNA of Acanthochromis polyacanthus (spiny chromis), 1612 nucleotides long. RefSeq names its product histone H1-like. Gene Ontology annotation, molecular function: DNA binding; structural constituent of chromatin. The transcript has a single exon. Gene Ontology annotation, cellular component: nucleosome. Gene Ontology annotation, biological process: nucleosome assembly. The record is from RefSeq and is a predicted model, not a curated record. Bases 335 to 1027 code for a protein of 230 amino acids. NCBI's taxonomy places the organism in Eukaryota, Metazoa, Chordata, Actinopteri, Pomacentridae.